This is a messenger RNA of Parnassius mnemosyne (clouded apollo), 7590 nucleotides long. The record is from the annotation of a GenBank genome assembly. Lineage: Eukaryota; Metazoa; Arthropoda; Insecta; Lepidoptera; Papilionidae.
AUGAAGCUCUCGUGUGCUUUAGUGUUGACCCUAACGAACUUUGUGAUCGCUACCCCAUUUAGUUUCAGUGCGAAAGGUAGCGGUGCGUCAGCGAAAGCUGGUGCGGUGACUGCUCCAUUCGGAACAUUUGGAGUAGUGCAACCUGUUGCAUCAAAUGCCGGUUAUACGGGCAGUUUCUCCAAAUCUUCAUCAUUAAGCUCUGCGUCAGGUGGCACUGCUUUGAGCCCAGGUUCAUUUAGUUAUAACAGUGCUCAAGAUAAUCGGGCUCCUUGGCCUGGAUAUGGUACAAGUUUUACCACUCAAGCUCAAGCUGUUGGCCAAAAUGUAUUAACGUUCCCGCAAGUAAAUAAGAAUUCUAUCACGAGUUUUAGUGAUACCAGUGUUGUUGCUACAACUGGAGCUAAUGGCCAAACUGAAAUAACGGGUUCUUAUCCAUCUGAAAACUCUAAUGAUCUAAAUGUAAAUAACAGUGGCGCUUCAAGGCUUCAAUACCAACGUCCAUCCGAAACACAAGAAAAAAUUCCUAGCUCAACUUUAAGUUCGCUAACAAGUGAAACACACGAAAGCUCAAAACCUAACACUCCAGAUUUUCCAUCAAUUUUAAAAGUACCUGGACAAUCAGACAAUUUUAAAGAAACGUCGAAGGUGCAAAACGUAUCUAGCCAAAUUGUUACAAGUGGCUCUGCCUAUCUCACAUCUUUUCCUAAUGCCGCUGUUGGAAAUAUAGUCCCACAGACUACAGUGGCAUCUAGUGAAAAUUAUCAGAUUGGUGAGCAGAAACCGAAUUAUAAUGGUGGCUUUGGAGGACCUCCAGGAAUACUGAAGCCUUUUGAUAAAGGUUCUAAUUUCAAAAAUAGUGAUUCGGUUAAUGCCUUCCUAACUCAUAAACCUAAUGUGCAAUUAAGUUCACCUGUUACGACGAAACCACAAGGCUUUAACAAUUCUCCUGAAAACACUAUAAAACUAUCAUAUGUUUAUACAAAUAAAGGGUCAACAGACACAAUAAAACCCACUGAUCAACCACUCAGCAGCGGAUCUUCGAACUUUAACGCUGGUACUUCAUAUAAACCUGAAAGAAAUCCCACUCAAACCUCCCAAAUUAAACCUACACUUGCAAACAACGUUGGAAAACCAUCAAGUGUAUUAAAACCAAAUGAAGAUCAACUUUACACCUUGCAACAUUUCGAUGAAAUUACUCAAACGAGUGAUGGAACAUUGACACAAUCAUUUGAAGACUCAUCUAAACCUCAAUUUUCCUCGCAGAUUCCUUCAAAGUUCAAUAAACCUACCAUUGAUACAUUCAGUCAAUCAAAACUAAUUAAUGGAGUUCAAGUCUCUGUCCAGGCGUAUCCUAGCAAUGACCCUAAUUCUUCCUCUGACUACAACGUUAAUUAUGAGAAUACUAAUGUCGGUAAUGAAUCUUCUGAAAAAUUAUUAAACAAACCAACCAAACAGUCCUUAUACGCCAGUGGUUUUGGAGCACCAACAGCGGUAGUGGAGCCUGUAAAAUCUGAAGUGAACAAUACAUCAAAACCGUACCUUGGAUUUACAGUCACAAGUCAAAAGGAAACUACAAACACAGGAGGUUCAUCAAAUAUUUUAUCAGCAUCACAACAGCCAUCUGUCGUUAGUACUAAUUAUUAUACGACCCCUACUCCCUACAUUUCAAGUAUUUCUACAACAGAUAAGAGUGAUUAUGUUACUACUACUGUGCAAUCAGAAACAAACCAACCUUCCAACAAUUCUUCUCAAAGCAGUUCAUUCAACCUUACAUAUCAAAAAAAUCCAUCAUUAUUUAAUGUAGCCUCCUCGGGAGUACAAAGCUCUACACUUAGCUCAAAUUCUUAUCCCGUCAAACCUCAAUCUCAAUACCCAGAAAAGCAGGUAUCUGAGUUGGGAUCGCAGAAAAAACCUUUCUUCUCAAAUUCUUUUGGGACAUUUGUUACGCCAAAACCCACUAGUUAUUCAGGUAGUACAGCAUAUACUUCUUUCUCUUCUCUUGGAUACGGACAUAGUGGUGUAUCUGGGUCAUUAGAUAAAUCGAAACCUACUAGUCAAUUUACAUUUACGAAUCAAUACAAACCGUCAUUCACAAACAGUUUUGGGGGACAAUCUGGAGUACUUAAACCUUCCAACCAACUUACUCAAACCAGUAGCACAUUUAUUUCUUCCAACCAACCCACAAAUUACAAACCCGUUGUUACACCUUCACCUUUAAAUACAGCUAAAGCAAAUGAAGAAAUUUCGGUUACCAAUGAGAAAAAUUCUUCAAUAGUAAACGAUUACGAAACAGUUUCUAGUUUGUCACAACAAUCAAGUGAUACGGCAUCAACACAGCCAUCUAUCGUUAGUACUAACUAUUACACGUCCCCUGCCCCCUCUAUUUCAUCAGAAUCACCAAUCUUUGGGAGUAACGUUGAACAACAUAAGUAUGCUUCUGGUUCUGCUAUUUCAAAUACUUCUGAAACAGAUAAGAAGAAUAAUGUUACUGCUACAGUGCAAACAGAAACAAACCAACCUUCCAAAAAACCUUCUCAAAGCAGUUCAUUCAACCUUACAUAUCAAAAAAAUCCAUCGUUGUUUAAUGUAGCCCCCUCAGGAGUACAAAGCUCUAUAUAUAGCUCAAAUUCUUAUCCCAUCAAACCUCAAUCGCAAUUCCCAGAACAACAGGUAUUUGAGUUUGGAUCGCAGAAAAAACCUUCAUUUUCAAAUUCUUUUGGAACAUUUGUUACCCCAAAACCUACCAGCUAUCCAAGUAGUACAGCAUAUACUUCUUUUUCUUCUCCUGGAUACGGAAAUAGUGGUGUAUCUGGGUCGUUAGAUAAAUCGAAACCUACAAGUCAAUUUACAUCUACGAUUCGGUACAAACCCUCAUUUACAAACAGCUUUGGGGGACAAUCUGAAGUACUUAAACCCUCCAACCAACUUACUCAAACCAGUAGCACAUUUGUUUCUUCUAACCAACCCACAAAUUACAAACCCUUUGUUACACCUUCACCUUUAAAUACAGCUAAACCAAAUAAGGAAAUUUCGGUUACCGAUCAGAAAAAUUCUUCAAUAGUAAACGAUUACGAAACAGUUUCUAGUUUGUCACAACAAUCAAGUGAUACGGCAUCAAAACAGCCAUCUAUCAUUAGUACUAAUUAUUACACGUCCCCUGCCCCCUCUAUUUCAUCAGAAUUACCAAGCUCUGAUAGUAACGUUGAAGAACAUAAGGAUGCUUUAGGUUCUGCUAUUUCAAAUACUUCUGAAACAGAUAAGAAGAAUAAUGUUACUGCUACAGUGCAAACAGAAACAAACCAACCUUCCAACAAACCUUCUCAAAGCAGUUCAUUCAACCUUACAUAUCAAAAAAAUCCAUCGUUGUUUAAUGUAGCCCCUUCAGGAGUACAAAGCUCUAUAUAUAGCUCAAAUUCUUAUCCCAUCAAACCGCAAUCGCAAUUCCCAGAACAGCAGGUAUUUGAGUUUGGAUCGCAGAAAAAACCUUUAUUUUCAAAUUCUUUUGGAACAUUUGUUACGCCAAAACCUACUAGCUAUACAGGUAGUACAGCAUAUACUUCUUUCUCUUCUCUUGGAUACGGAAAUAGUGGUGUAUUUGAGUCGUUAGAUAAAUCGAAACCUACAAGUCAAUUUACAUCUACGAUUCGGUACAAACCCUCAUUCACAAACAGCUUUGGGGGACAAUCUGAAGUACUUAAACCCUCCAACCAACUUACUCAAACCAGUAGCACAUUUGUUUCUUCUAACCAACCCACAAAUUACAAACCCUUUGUUUCACCUUCACCUUUAAAUACAGCUAAACCAAAUGAGGAAAUUUCCGUUGCAGGUCAGAAAAAUUAUUCAACAGGAAAUGUAAACGGAACAGGUCCUAGUUUGUCACAACAAUCAAGUUAUACAGCAUCACAACAGCCAUCUGUCGUUAGUACUAAUUAUGAUACAACCCCUGCUCCGUUUAUUUCAAGUACUUCUAAAACAGAUAAGAAUGAUUAUGUUACUACUGCAGUGCAAUCAGAAACAAACCAACCUAUCAAUAAACCUUCUCAAAACAGUUCAUUUAACCUUACAUAUAAAAAAAAUCCAUCAUUAUUUAAUGUAGCCUCCUCAGGAGUACAAAGCUCUUCACUAAGUUUAAAUUCUUAUCCCAUCAAACCUCAAUCGCAAUUCCUAGAACAGCAGGUAUCUGAAUUGGGAUCGCAGAAAAAACCUUUCUUCUCAAAUUCUUUUGGGACAUUUGUUACGCCAAAACCCACUAGUUAUCCAGGUAGUACAGCAUAUACUUCUUUCUCUUCUCUUGGAUACGGAAAUAGUGGUGUAUCUGGGUCAUUAGAUAAAUCGAAACCUACAAGUCAAUUUACAUCUACGAAUCAGUACAAACCCUCAUUCACAAACAAUUUUGGAGGACAAUCUGGAGUACUUAAGCCUUCCAACCAACCUACUCAAACCAGUAGCGCAUUUAUUUCUUCCAAUAAACCCACAAAUUACAAACCAUUUGUUACACCAUCACCUUUAAAUACAGCUAAACCAAAUGAGGAAAUUUUAGUUACAGAUCAGAAAAAUUCUUCAAUAGUGAAAGAUUUCGGAACAGGUUCUAGUUUGCCACAACAAUCAAGUAGCAAUAAAAAUUCUUCUACUUCUUUCGUUAUAUUAGAACCAACUCAUUUUGUAAAUACUUCUGGUCAAAGUAUUGCUAGCACGACUGCUGGUCUUAUUGUGUCAAUUGGUUCAGAGUCCAAAUUUUCUGAAAACUCGGAACCUACCACAUCAAAAACGCCGUCACUUUCAGAAGGGUAUGAUGUUUCAACAAAAGAAUUGGAUUCUGGUAAAACUUCAGACAAUAUUCAAUCUCAAUUUCUAACUAAGCCUUCCGUUGAGACCGCCCCUCAAGAAAAACCUUUGUACACAAGUAAUUCUUAUUCAGGGGUAACUGAUGUUUCUUCGUCGACUGCUAAUUUUGCGCAAAGUACUAGUUUUGUAAAUGAAUCAAAGGAAAAACUUAAGCAAACAAGUUCAUCCAUAAGUCAGAAUAAACCUCAAUUCAGCGGUGGAUUUAAAGAACAAAAAGGAGUAUUUCAUUCGAAAGAACCAUAUCCUAUUGGCGCCGUUUUUGUUUCUUCAAAUACACCUCUGACUUCUAUACCUUUUGUAUCUCCUGCACCAUUAAAUACAUCACAACAAACUAUUACAAGCCAAAAAGAAUCUGAAUUAAAUAAUUAUAAUUUGGAAUCAGUCACUGGCUUUUUAGAACCCACUAAACCACCAUCUUACAAUGGUUAUCAGGUAAAUAGCAGUGGAGUUACACCAAAACCAUCUGAUUCUGGUAGCUUUCCUAGUAAAACUUAUACUGGAACUACCUCGUCAUCAACGGCUUUUACUCAGCAAUUUCCUUACAAACCAUUGUCUGGAAGCUCUUUAGAUACUAGUUCUGUUUCUACAUAUUCUGAUAAACAAAAAGUCGAAGAAAAGGAAAAAACAGGCGUAUACAAUACACAAAAAAAUAAUUCUGUUUCGUUAGGAGAGCAAAAGCCUACAAGCCAGACUUUUUCCAGUAAUUCAUAUUUCCCAACGACUGGAUCAGCUUUUAUCUCUGGUUCAUCUCAAAAUAAGCCACAAAACCAAUAUCCAGCAAAACCAAUUUUUCAACAUACUACUCAGACACAACCGUGGUAUUUAAACACUUACCAAUCAUUUGGAGCAGUCAAACCAUUUAGUUACUCUUAUCCAGGUUUUUCCUCAUCUAAUUUUGGACACAGUUCUAGCAUAGUAACUGGAGCAUUCGACAAAACGAAUAAGAACUCUCAAUUCUCGUCAACGUGGCAGUACAAACCGUCAUACAACUGGGGGAAACAAAAACCUUCUAACCAACCUACUCCUUACUCACCUACCACUUUUAAGCCAUUCACAUCGUUUGAUAGAUCAAAACUAAGUAGCACCUCAUCAGUUACAAGUCAAAAACAGCCUUCGUUAGCAGGAGGUUUUGGAUCAUCCUUUAGUAUUUCGAAACCAACAAACCAACAAUUUAUAGAUGAAUCUGCUUAUCUAACUGGUAACGCUAAAGUCUCUUCAACAUCUCCCUUGACACAAACACCAAAUGAUUUUAAUUAUGUCAGUCAAACUUCAAAUAAACCUUUCUCUGUAAGCCCUUUAACAGGUGGAUACUCGUAUUCACCAAAUGUUAGCCCAGUAGUUGUUUCUACAACAUCUAAAUACGAAAUACAGAAACCAACUAGCCAAACAUUUUCUAAUGCAGCGACUUCAAGUUUGAUUUUAGAAGAGCAAACUUCUGAGCUGAGCACACAAAAACCAAUCGUUGAACUGGUUCCGUCUUCAGAAGGGUUUGAAAAAGACUAUGGGAAUUCGAAACCCACUACCCAGUCCUUCAAUUACUUUAAUCGACCAAUCGAUUUUAGGACUCCAAGUAUUGAAAAUAAAGUAAUAACAAAUUCAUCAGACACUUCCGAAAGUAUGACUACUGGUGCUACUGGUUCAACGGCUUCAGAAGUCCCCAAAACAUCCAACUUAGACUAUGGUGCUCAAGAAAAUAAUGAUUCAAAAUAUUUAGAUGCUUCUGAUAAAGCGAUACUUACCUCACAACGCGAACAAUCUUCUUAUAAACCAACUUACUCAACCAGCGUCGUAUCUGGAUUUUCUAACGAACAAAAAGUAAGUCCCGCAGUUGUUUCUGCAACUGAGACAAACCAUGUCUAUCCCGAUUCUACUGAAUCAGCAAUUUAUGUCCCAUCAAAGUCGCCGGGUCAACAAUUUUCAGGAAACUCCGCUUUAUUUAAUAUACAACAGGAUGCCUUCCAUUUAUCGAAACCCAACAUACAAAAUUCAGUAAUAGGUCAACCAAGUAGUACUACUGUUCAACUGCCAUAUGCAGGUGGUUUUGGAGGUCCAGCGGGUAUUUUAAAACCAAAUGAAUUCAGUGCUCCCAUAAACCACAUAAACAUCCCAUCUCAAUAUAAUCCAAGCCAUUAUAACCAAGCCUUGACAACUCCCCACCGUGAACCUAAUUCAGCUUCAUAUUCUGGGGGAUUUGGUGGGUCGUCAGGUGUACUGAAACCUGUUCAAAAUGAAAAAUACACUAGCUCUGGUCAUGUCGUUAAUGACAACAAGUACUUUUCAAUUGCACAUAACAGUAGGCUUCAAGGUACCUUAACUGAAAAUGCUGGUCAUUCAAACUAUAAUUUAGUACCUAAUAAAUCUUCUACCGAAGCGCAGUCCAACUUCGAAGAACGAAACUUAGGAUCUAAAGCUACAGAAGAAGCACAAAGAGGAGUUGUAAAUCAAGCAAGUGUCGCUGCUGCUGAUGCUACAGGCGAAUUUAUUAACCACAGUCACAAUGUCCAAAAUUUGGGAAUUCCUUUAAACAAUGGUGCUAGCAGUGGCUUCGGAUUAGAAUUCCCAAAAAACAAUAAAUCUUUCAAUGAUCCGAUUAGUGGAUUAAAAAUAUCCGGAUUGACACCGAGUACUCAGGGCUCCACUGAAACUGGUAUUAGUUCUAAAGCUUUUGGAAAAAGUUUAGCACCUGGUUCAGCUACCGGGCAGGAUUCUUCUGGAUUUACUGCUAAAAGUGGUAUGUUGCUUUAA